AUAGCGUUGCACGUAGUAUUACGUAAAACGUCAUGAUUCUACGUGUGGUUUGAACGCGGGCUGGAUAUUUAUUGGCCUGCAUAUAACGUCGUGCCCGUUGAAUGAACGUACCUGUUUUAUAGACCUACUAGAUAUUUCGGGACGGCAUUCGUGAUUGUAGAGGACAGUGUUGCUUAUUUGAACAGGUGUGUUUAGAUCGCUAAAGUGACAUUGAGUGACGUACGUUCAUUUGGGAAAUAAAAUAACGUAAUUUAAUGCACGUGUGAGGCAUCUUACUGAAUGCAAUUGCAUACCGAACAUCAGUGUAAGGAACUUAAAUCGGUGAAGAUGUGCGAUUUUUAUUUGAAGAUUACGUCUAAAACAUAACGCUUAUGUUGAAGUUGUCCAACAACCAGCUGAUAACUCAUCAUCUAUGCAACUUUAUUGCGACCUGCCAUGGAAUAAAAAGUGAAUACAGCAGAACCUGUUAGCUACCGGUAGUUCACACAUGCAGCAGGUCAAACUAUUGAUGAUUUUUCUUAGUUAUAUACUCAAAAAGUUGUGUCGUAAAUAACCGAAUGUAGACUAACAUAAAUACAUUUCGCAAGACACGUAAUACACUCAAUAAACAUCCACUGCGAUUUUAAACUGUAACACUAUUAUAAAUAACAACUGCAAGCGAUAUUUUAUAGCUCCUACUUUGAAAAAGUCACUGCUAUGCAAACGCGAAUUUAUACAAAUAUAUUACAACGACUGCAACCUGUAUUUAUAGUAUACAAACGCUAAUUGUAAAUGCAAAAUCAUCUAAUACAUAUAUUAACAUGUAUACGAACUCACUUGCAUAUAUGUAGAAAAAAAACUGUUAGGCACAAGUACUGCUCGUUGUUUUACUAACUUGUACAUAUAAUUUUACCUACAGCGCAAACGAAAAGCAGUUGGAAAACUGUACGAAUAUACACAUAUCACCACAUAGACUGUACGAAUAUACACAUAUCACCACAUAGACUGUACGAAUAUACACAUAUCACCACAUAGAACAACGCAAAAUGUUUUGGUUCACAGAUGCUGGAUAUAAUUCGUGGAUAGUUAAUAAGAGAUAAUUGUCUAGCAUGUAACAACGUGCGUUGACGGGGAAUGCUGAUUACUACAACUGGCAUUGCAAAUUGUAUUCUGAAUAGGAGGACAGUACGGACAAGCAAAUAACGAGAGAGAAAGACAUGUUUAACGUCCUGGGCAGAAUCUGCGAGUCCAAGGACCAGACUUACAAAAUAAAAAGUUCAAGCCAUGAGGCGCGGUCGGUGAGUGACGUGACACUGGUGGCUGUGCGCGAUGGGCCACUUAGACGAACACCGGAACCACGUAAUCUCGAACAGGCGUCCCCCGGAAACUCUCGACACGGAGAUCAAUUUGGGGAAUCGAGGAUCCUCAGCGACACGGCGCUCGUGCGAGAUUACCUCGUGGCACGUGGCAGGGCUCUUUCCAGUCAGCACAGCGUCUCCGUGCACGAGGAAAGGGAGGCAUUACUCAGGUACAUCGACGUUCUGGACUUGGCUCAGACAACAUUCGAGAAGGUCUGCCAAGAGUUAGUGGACGCCAAAGAUUCGCUGGCUGCCCUUGAAGAGAUAAAGGCGAGGUUCCUGGUCGAGCACGAGACUCUGAUAGCUGAGAAUUACAGAAAGACUCAAGAGUUAGCGGAAGUCAUGAAAAUAAACAGCGGCCUAAAUAAGGAAAUAGACAGAUUAAAGGGAUCUCGAAACUCCCGACAUUUCAAGUCCCUGCGGAAGUUUACCUCCACGACAGACAUGGCAAAGGCCAGGUUCGUCUUAAUAGACGAGCUGAACGUCACUUCCGGUCUGGACAAAAACAGCUGCCGAGUUACCGGAUGUGUACUGGCAUCCCCCUGCACGCUAGCCCUCGCCGACUGCAACAACAGCGCAGUGAAAAUACUGGACGUGAACACGAACACAAUAGUGGAAUACCACCAGUUACCGGCGGCCCCUUGGGACAUUACAGCCCUCCCCAACGACGAACUCGCCGUCACCCUUCAGUUAAGGAAAGAGAUACAGAUUAUUUCCAAAUACAGGGCCAUGUUCUUGAAAGUCGACGGCGAUUGUCGGGGAAUUGACUUCUUGUUUAAGCACAACAGCCUCGUGGUAUCGUACGUGGACCCAGAAAAAGUAGAAAUUCUGGACCUACAAGGCGUUGUGUUGAAAUCGUUUACAUUUCGUGAAGGCAAUGUGAUGUUUCUGCGUCCGCAUUACGUGUGCAGCUCAAGUAACGAGGACUAUAUCUUCGUCUCCGACACCAUGAAACACACGAUUACAAAACUCUCCGUUACAGGCGACACAUUCGAGUCCUACAGCGACCCGGAAUUGGCGGAACCGGAAGGGCUAUGCUCCACGAGUGACGGCGGGCUGCUGGUGUGCUCUUAUAACCAGAAUUACAUCCACCUCGUUUCCAAGAAUCUGGAGCGCAUCAGCGCCCUCCUGUCGUCUGCGGAAGGAAUCGAGGAGCCGCAGGCGAUAUACUACGACUGGAAAACCAACAAACUGUACGUGGCGCUGUACAAGAACAAUAUAAAGGUGUUCACUGCGCAGCCGUCAAGUAAGUAGCGUUAAUGAGGCGGUCGAGUGGUAUUGACUGACAUUUGACCAUAAAUUUUAAAAGACGGUUUUAGUUACAAACGUAUAUUGAUUCACCUGUGUGAUCGGCCUGGACAAAUAACAGUGCUGAUCAUGUAAGACUUACGAUAAGGAUAGAAAAAAGGAGCUUCUCAGAUAACUAUGGACCAUAACGGAACUACUCAGAUAACUAUGGACUAAAAGGGAGCUACUCAGAUAACUAUUGACUAAAAGGGAGCUACUCAGAUAAUUAUGGACUAAACUGGAGCUACUCAGAUAACUAUGGACUAAAUCGGAGCUACUCGGAUAACUAAGGACUAAAACGGAGCUACUAAGAUAACUAUGUACUAAAAGAGAGCUAGUCAGAUAGCUAUCGACUAAAGAGAGCUACUCAGAUAUCUAUGGAUAAGUAUUGGCUGAAAGGGAGCUAUUUAGAUAACAGUGGACCAAAACGGAGCUACUGAUAUAACUAUGAACUAAAACGGAACUACCCAGAUAACUAUGGACUGAAACGGAGCUUUUCAGAUUACUAUGGGCUAAAAGGGAGGUACUCAGAUAACUAUGGACAAAAACAAAGCUGCCCAGAUAAUAAUGGACGAAAACGGAGCUACACAGAUAACAAUGGACCAAAGUGAAGCUACUCAGAUAACAUUGAACUAAAACGGAGCUCCUUAUAUAACUAUGAACCAAAACGAAGCUACUAAUAUAACUAUGAACUAAAACGGAGCUACUCAGAUAACUAUGGACUUAAACUGAGCUACUCAGAUAACUUUGAACUUAAACGGAGCUACUACUAAUGGUACACAACCACAGACACUAAACAUUUACACUAGCAUUAGUAAUAAUGCUCAGUUGUCACUUGCCACGAUGAAAAUGUUGUUUAUACAACAAUCGUUGGUGUUUUACUAACAUUUAUUAAUGGUAGAUUUAAACACUUACUUUAGAAAAUGUGCAAUAUAUUUAUUUUCGUUUGAUAUUAAAUUGUACUAGAUAGUUUUCAAAACUUGUAAUGCUAGUUGUCUGUCACGUUUUUUGUUUGUGUAUUGAAAAACAUUAAAUAAUAAUGAGGUCGCCGUGGUGUAAUGGAUAUGGUGUCCGCCUAGCGACCGGGAGGUCACGGGUUCGAUCCCCACCGUGGGAGCGUUCUUUAGAUCUCCCCAAAGACACCAAGUACUGGUUCUAAGCCCAGGAAACGGACUCGACAGCGUUUAUAUAAUGCUUUCGAUGCAAUCGAGCUUAAAUAAAUAGGUUUAAACUAAACUAAAUAAUAAUGUUAUUUACUAGUGUCUGGACAUUGAUUGUAUAUACAUGUAUUUUACGAAAAAAUGUUUUUAAGAAUUACUCAUGACCUUUUAGUAUUUUUAUGAAAAUAAA
This is a messenger RNA of Dreissena polymorpha, 3974 nucleotides long. RefSeq lists its product as uncharacterized. Lineage: Eukaryota; Metazoa; Mollusca; Bivalvia; Myida; Dreissenidae. The transcript has 7 exons. The coding region runs from base 1197 to 2591 and encodes 464 amino acids. The record is from RefSeq and is a predicted model, not a curated record.